Messenger RNA from Heterostelium album PN500, 4023 nucleotides. RefSeq lists its product as uncharacterized. Lineage: Eukaryota; Evosea; Eumycetozoa; Acytosteliales; Acytosteliaceae. Bases 1 to 4023 code for a protein of 1340 amino acids. Gene Ontology annotation, cellular component: cytoplasm. Gene Ontology annotation, molecular function: mRNA binding. The transcript is spliced from 5 exons. The record is from RefSeq and is a predicted model, not a curated record. Gene Ontology annotation, biological process: intracellular distribution of mitochondria.
AUGAAUAAUGAUAAUUUUUUAAAACUUUUCGCAUAUUGGACUGUAAAAGAUAAGGGUGGCAAUAAUAAUAAUAAUAAUAAUAAUAAUAAUAAUAAUAAUAAUAAUAAUAAUAAUAAUAAUAAUAAUAAUAUAGUUAAAAAGAAAAAUAAUAGUAAUAAUAAUAUAGUUAAUAAAAAUAUAGAAAAUAAUAUAGAAUUAUCAAAUAAAAAAAAUCAAAUUAAAUCUAUCUAUGAUAAUGUUUAUUCAAAUAAUAAUAAUAAUAAUAACAGUAAUUUAAAGAAUAAUGAAAGUGUUACACCUAAAAAACUAAUUCAUUCGUAUGACAAUAUUAAUAGUGAUAUUAAUAAUAAUGUUAAUAGUAAUAAUGAUAGUAGUAGAGAGCAGUCAAUAUAUUCAAUGAUGCCAAUGUCUAGUGAAAGUGAGAGUAGUAGUAGUUCAACAUAUACAAUAGAUGAAGAUUUAUCUUAUUUCAUUACAGAUACAUCUUCUACUUAUUCAUCAUGUUAUCUUGAUAGUAGUGAAAGAUAUAACUAUAAUAAUAACGAUUGUAAUAACGAUAACGAUAAUAAUAAAAAUAAUAAACAAUAUGAAAAAGAUAAAAAUGAAAAAUUAGAAAGAGAGAAAUCAAUAAUUACAAGUAGAAAGUUGAAAGAUACCGGUAGAGAUUGGAAUAGAGAGUUUCAGAUAUUACUAAAGAUGCAACCAACAAUUGAAAAGUACGAGAAACUAACGUUUAUGGCUGUAGAUUUCGUAAAGGCAGCGGAAACCUACGGUCGUAUCAUCAUCAAGGAGAUGUUUAUGCCGAACGAAAUAAAGACUAUACCUUCAAUCGAUAUCGGUGGUAUUGCCGGUGGUCAAAAGUAUAUCUGUCAGAAUAUCCUAUUCAAAUUUGCCUAUGAUCAACCUAUUUUCAGAGGAGUCUAUAAUAAACAAGAUCGUGAUGAUAGCGAUUCAAGUUCAACAUGUUGGCUAUAUGGUGGAAAGGUACCUUCUGAUAUUGGUGCAUCGAAAGCAGCUGGUAACGAACUUCGAGGACUAUCUUAUUUCUUCCAGAAUCUGUUGGACAAUGACUUUGGACAUAAAAUUAAUGUACCUUUGAUGUGUAUCAUUGAUUAUUAUGGUUAUAGAUUAGUUGCAAUUUCAAAGUUACCAAUUAAUAAAUCAACAUUGAUAUAUGGAAGUUGUGAUGGUGGACAAAAUGUACAUAAUGAUCGUGAAGAGAUCAAUCAAGUGAUGGAGAAAGUUGGAAACAAGAUGAAUCUACAAGGUCAUCUCUCUGGUCUCAAACCUAAAUUCAUUUACGGACCUGGUGACUUUGAAAUACAUGCUACUCCAGACGAUGAAUACUAUGCACUUGAUUUCGCAAGAUUACUUCCACCUCAAGCUCAUUUCAAUGAUUCAAAUCAAGGAAUUCCACAUAGAGAUGUUUUCUAUAAAUUGUUAAGACCGGAAUUAGUACAUUCCUAUGUGAAACCAUUGAAUUCCGAUUGUUUCUCCAAUUGGAAUGCCGAUCCAGAUGAAGAGAAGCACAAUCAAGAUGUGGUCGAUGCUACCAAGCAUUUGUAUGAUGUGGUAGUUGGACAGGCUGCAAGAGAGUUGGAGCUGAAAGCAAAGCAGUUUGAAGGCGGGCUGGUGAGUGCCAGUAACUUUGAAGUGACUGUAGAGGUUCACAAGUUUGGCAUUAAUCUCAGACACUUGGGAAGAGUUCGUUCGCAUAUCGAUGUCCAAUACCGUCAUCUUAGAAAGCUGAUACUCAACGAGAUGGUGGUGAGAGUAUUGAAGAAUGAAAUCAAAGAUGAACAACGUAUUCAGCUGUCCGGACACUUUAGUGGCUCGGAGGAAAAGUGUAUCUCUACGAUUGUCAACUUUUUGAAUCGAGUAUUCAAUAUCGACCGGUAUCAAUCGGAGAUUAAGGAGUUCUGGACAAUUAAGAUCAAGACAUUGCUUCUCGAUAAAUACGGUAGAAAUUGUGGAUUAACAAAUGAGGAACUCGAUAGUAAAUACGAUCUGCUACAAAGUAUUUCACUCUCAGAGGUCAUCGAUCGAUUCCAACUAAAGACUGGUAUUAAAUUGUCUUCUCGUGUAAAGACCAUACUAAAGACACAUGACUUGGAUCCGAAAACCAAUGAUCUUCCAAUGAUUUUGUAUACCGAUAUCAAAGAGGUGAAACCGGUCAUCAAGCAUACCAACCAGAUUGCACGCUCCGAAGGUAUAUCACUCUACAUGAAAGCACUCGAGUUUAUCUAUGCCAACACUGUUUACUUUGGAAAACCAAAUGCCAAACCCGACUACAAUCGAUUCGGUCGAAAGUUUGCCGAAGAAAUAUCCUUGUUGGAUUCGUGUCGUCGCAAGUUGGAACUGGCAUCGAGAUCGUCCACCACUGAUUCUUCACUCUAUCAUUUGUUGGGACUGGUAGAUAUCGAAAAGUACAAGUUGCAGUGGUAUCAAAAGAAUUGGUUACCUACGAUCGUCGAGAGCAAACUUAUCAUUCAACGCGCCGAAAAGAAUGUAUUGACAUCGCUCCAAUUUAAUGAAACACCCAAUGCAAUUCUUACACUUGGUACCAUCUAUAAUAUUAAAUCAGAGUGUAAGAAUGCACAUAUUACCUAUGGUCGUUUAGAGAGAUUCGAUUUGUCAUUGGUCGUUCCUACUCUCUAUGAGAGUGCAUCUCUCUAUGCUCCUUACUAUUCGAAUUCCUAUCAAGUACAAUCUCUUUGUAUUUCUGUUCAUCAACUUUGGAUACUUAUCAACUUGUUGGAAUCAUUACCGGUUGACCAUGAACUAGUGAGUAAAUAUCUAUAUAAUACCUACAAGAUUAUGGUUAUAGUAUUACUUCGUUCGAUUGCCGAGAAGAAUAAUCAAUGUAUCGCUACUCUACAGGUGAUUUACAACGUAGUUAACGGUUUGGAUAUAAACGACUAUCCUUUCGAUUUGGGUGUAACCUAUGGACCAUUCAUUGAAAAGGUGUUAUCGCAAUUCGAUUCACAUAUUUUGGAUGACAUUCUUUUGGAAUCAUUUGGUAAUCAUUAUGGAAGUGUAAACUUUACCAGUUUCGUUAGGUUCUUACCGUAUGUUCCAUCACUUGCUCCGAUUCUCAUUGGAAAUUUACAGAGUUAUCCAUUGUCCACAUUCAAUCAAUAUUGUUUGGAGAAUCUCUAUAAAGAUAACCAAGCCGUUUCAGCAUUACUCUCAUUGAAGCACCCAGUCGACAUCCUUAUCAUCAACAGGAAAUCUACAGAGACUUGUCAUUCACUAUUGAAAUUCCAGAACCAAAUUACUACAUUGCUGCUGGAGAAUCUAUUCAUAACAAGUGACCAGAAUUUCCUUGAUAUCUUUCAAUGUAUUGGUCCAACCUUGGAGGUGUUAAAGUUGAAUUCCGUCAAAUAUAACCAACCAAAUCCAAAGCUCACACCAAUGACCUGCCCGAAUAUUAAACAAGUUGAAAUUAGAGAUUUCCAUCUUGAAAAUGAAACAUUGGUUUGGUUAUUCAAUGUAAUUGGAGCAUCAGUUCAAAGUCUUAUUCUUGGUAAUAUUCAUUUCGAACAAAUGACAUCCAAUUGCCUAUUGUCAAUGAACAAACUAGAAUCUUUAUAUGUCUACUAUCUACCAACCAAUAUCACUACCUUUGGUUGUUUUACCGACUUUAACGAGUGCAAUGAACCAAUGGUAUAUUCCCUGAUGUCACAAUGUCCAUUAAUCACCAAUCUCGAUGUAAAGAUAAAUUCCUACUUUAACGAUACUGGUUUCAAAAAGAUACUAGAGAAUAUUCAAUCACUCCAAUCAAUCUCUCUGGAUUUGUGUCAAGAACUAACUGAUGCCUCGAUUAUUGCAUUAUGUUCUUCAAACAACAUUCAUACUCUACAAUCAGUUUCAAUAUCAGCAACUAAUAAUAUAAGUGAUACUGCAUUUGUAAAGUUGGCAGAAUCUUGUUCGAAUCUUAAGGAGCUUACUAUCCCAAACUUUGAAAGAUAUACUACUGUUCAAUAUUUUGGUUCUAGAUAUAAACAUAUUAAAAUACAAUAA